CCGCAUAUGUUAGAGAGAGAGAAACCUAGGGGCCAUCCUCUCUCCUCCGCGUAGCGGUUGUAGAGAGAGAAAGACUCAGGAAACGAUCAUUUAGAGAGAGAGAGAGGCAAAAGAAAGAGCCGCGAAAGCUCUCUGCAACGACGAAGAAGGCUCCCUCUCUUAAUUCAUCUCUCUUUGACCCCCGCUCCUUAAAUCAUUGCUUUCGCCGGGUCUCUCACUAAAAAGUCUCGUCAAUUUCAGAGAGUCGUCUCCUUGAGAAACCCUCCCACUUCUCUCACCUAAAAUUCCCUUUAAUUUUUUAGAGAGAGAGAGAGAGUCGUCCGCUGAGAACCCUGGUUUUGCAAAGGGGGAGAAAGAUAAGCUCUCUCAGAAACCUUGGAUCUGGUUCAGUUCUCUCCUCAAAACUUCCUUUGAGAUUUGUGGAGAGAGAAUCGUUGAGCAACCCUAGUUUUGCAGAGAGACAAAGAGAGGCUUUGUUUGUGAAGCCCUAGAUUUGCUCAGAGACAGAGAGAGAGAGAGAGACCUCUUGGAAACUAAGAUUUUCCAAGAGCGAAUUGUCUUGUAGAAACUCAAGAGUGGCAGAAUAGAGAGAGAAUUGUCCUUUGAGAAACCAAAGAUUUGCAGAAGAGGGAGAUAGUCCUUUGAGAAUUUUUAGAUUUGCAGAGACAAGCCAUUUGUAUCUAUGGGAACAGAGGUUCUUCGCCCUCAAGACUGCUUGCGAGACUCCAUGAGGGUUCCUGUCUCUCCUUUUCAAAGGAGACGCGCACCAGGCGGAGGAAACCCUAACUGGAACCUCAAACGAGCUCCGAAGAAGAAAUCACAGUUCGAUUCAUCGAACAAAGCCAAGGAUAACCAGGCCAAGAACCUGGUUAUGGGUCAAGUAACAAUCUUAAAAAGGGGCCAGCCCCUGAUCCCUGCAAAAGACCAACGAUCUCCUCAAAAACCAGCUCUUCUUGGAAGAGAUCCCAUUGUUUCGAGUACCGAAUUUCUCGGACCCGAUCCAGCCAUGGUUCCAAAGAAAAUUGGUCUCACUGAUCUCAAAGAAGCUUUGUCUUCUGGUUUUAAAUGCCAUGAUGUUUAUGCAGGAAGCGGUUUCUCAGUUUCUCCAUCUCCAAGUGCGUUGCCCCUUCCAAGCUUCUCGAGAAAGAAGUCCUUAUUUCCUACCAUUGAUGACUCUGCAACUAAAGAUCUCAGGCGUCUUCUGAAGCUUGAAUAAUUCACAUCUGAUCAAUUCUUAGGUUCUUCUUUCUCACUCUUCUAUCUCCUCCAUCUCUGGGCUUCCUGUUUGUUAUUUUUUCGUAACAGGAAGGCCUCCAAAAUGGGGAAAUCCUCUAUCCUAUCCAUUCCCUGUUUCUCUCGGGUUAAACCUAAAUCUAGGAUGUAAUAAUUGGGUUUCUUGGGACAUCAAGCUUCAUCUUUAUCCCAAAAGUGCAGAGUGGUUGUGUUAGAAAAAUGGAGGGUUCUCUGCUCGGAGGUUGAUGGGUUUAUUAAGGUUUCCUUGUCGUGAUGAUCUCUGUUUCUGUAAGCUGUAACUCCAUGGAAUUUGAAAGCGAGUUGCCGAAGCUUUCAGAGAAAUGGCAACUGCCCUGUUAAUAUAUGUAUAGGGCUGCAAUGGUUUGAUGAAUUUUAGGGUUUGAUUUGUGAAAUUUAGAUUAGAAAUUGGAAGUGUGAUCUUUGAUGAAUUUUAGGGCUUUCUCUGUAAUAUUCCGAGGAGAAUUGAAGACGUUAUCUUUGAUGGAUUUUAGGUUUUCUCUCUAUAGUUUAGAGGAGAAAUUGAAGAUUUUAUCGAGCAAUGGUAUGGCAUCAAGGGUCUUGGCGCUUUUUGUGUGCUCUUGUAAUCUAUCUCUACAUAUUAAUCGAAAUAAUGUUGUCGUAAUUGUGUAGAAAA
Molecule: messenger RNA, 1888 nt
Organism: Amborella trichopoda
Lineage: Eukaryota; Viridiplantae; Streptophyta; Magnoliopsida; Amborellales; Amborellaceae
Source: RefSeq, a predicted model, not a curated record